Messenger RNA from Brassica rapa (field mustard), 4582 nucleotides. Its product is annotated as putative F-box/kelch-repeat protein At4g02310. Lineage: Eukaryota; Viridiplantae; Streptophyta; Magnoliopsida; Brassicales; Brassicaceae. The record is from RefSeq and is a predicted model, not a curated record. Gene Ontology annotation, molecular function: protein binding.
GGAUUUCUUUACAUAAAGAAAGCUUGUGUUGGUGUUGAUGAUAAGAAAGCAAGAGAGCGAAUGAUGAUGAGAUGUGAUUUAAAGAGAAACAAGCUUUGUAAGAGGAUGUCUACCACGGCCAAGGAGGCACCGUCAUGGUCGUUUUCGUCACUGCCAGACGAUAUCAUCUUAAACGUCAUAGCACGUGUUCCGAGACGGUAUCACCCAAUUCUCUCUUGCGUGUCGAAGAAGUUACAAUCUCUAGUACGUUCCUCUGAGCUUCAGAUAACGCGAUCUCUCCGGGGAAAAGAGAAUCGCUUCUACGUCGGCUUUAGAGAAAAGUAUCCUUCGUCGUAUCAUUGGUUCACUUUCACCGAGAGUCAUCAUCAUUUGGCCUCGAUCCGGUUCCCUUCUUUUCUGCUCAAAUCUUACUCUACAACUCCUGUUAUGGUAGGUACCGAUAUCUACAUUGUGGGCGGCUCGAGAAACAUGUGGAUCCUGGACACUCGGUCUGGAAAGUUGCGUCAGGGUCCAAAGUCGCCUGUGUUCAGACAUGGAGCAGCCGUGGGACUAGUUAACGACAAGAUUUACAUUUUUGGAGGAACUUGUCCACAAAGUUGCUACCAUGAUAUCAAAGCGCAAGCGUUUGAUCUAAACACCCAAACUUGGCAACUCGCGCCAAACCCUAGCAUGCAAGUGAAUAGUAAAAAUAACUCUGUGGUAACCCCGGCACUAGGCAGAAAAAUAUAUGUGAUGGCUGGUACGGACGUCAUAGUUUAUGACACUAGAGAUGGUACAUGUGACGAAAUUAUAAGAGCUGAGGACUUCAACUGUAAAACUAUCUGUGUGGUAGACAAUGUGCUAUACAUGUAUUACCAUGAUGUUGGGUUAAUGUGGUAUGAAUCUAAGGCUAAAGAAUGGAGAGUGGUUCAUGGUCUGAAGUUCAAGGGCUAUUCCUCUAGUAUCAAAAUGGCUGAAUACAAUGGAAAGUUGGCGUUUUUGUGGCAUAGUGUGAACAAGGGAGAGGUUUGGUGUUCAAUGAUCGCCUUGUAUGGGAGUAGUAAUGUAGCCAUUCGAGGGCUUGUCGAGUGGUCUGACCGUCUACUUUCCGACGUUCCUUUUAGCUACGACAUGAAAGAUUUCAUGGUUUGUACGGAUUAUUAUAAGUAGGGAUCUCUUAUCUCUUUUUUUUCUUAGUGCUUUUUAGAGGUUUUGUGUUCCUGUAAUGAAUAUUUGUUUCAUAACUGAGUUUGUUUUGUUAUUAGCAUUUUUUUGUUGCUAAAAAUGUAAAUUGGAAAUAAAGGUUGUUUUGACCAAAAAAAAGAAAAGAAAUAAAGGUUGAAGUUUACAAAGAGCGAUUAACAAAAUAUAGAGCUUAUGGAAUUGGUUCCAUGGCAAAAGAAAUUUAAAAAUAUGAAAGCAAACACAAUCGAAAACUUUAUAUGUUCAUCUUCAUAACAAACAUGAUUAGAAGCAUCGAUAAAAUCUUGACGUAUCUGAAUGAAAGGUCGAGCUGAUAUACUGGUAUAUCAAGAGAGACACAGAGACAAAGUGUAACAACAACUAAUUUCGCGAGCAAAAAAUUGAUUCAGCAUGUCACAUGAACAAAGACAAUUCCUCAAAAGCAAUAUAGAAACAUGCUCGUUGACCGUCCUCUAAGUCUGAGCUGGGACACUCCUCUGAUGUCACAAUCCGACCCUAGACGAGAUAACAGUAUCCAUCAAAGCUUAAUAGCAGUCAACUUCCUAUUAGGGACAAGUCUCCCACUUUCGUGGAUUGACCCAUCUAUCUUACAUACUAGCUAGUUCUGAUGUCGGAGACUUGUCUCUAAUACUUCCAACACAGCACUCGCCCUCUAAGAUGGUUAGACAGAAAUAAGAUUUGUUUUUUCAAAAGGUUAAAUGAUGAGGCUGUUUUCCAAAUUUAGAAAGGUAGAUAGCGAGUUUUUUUAAAAAUCUCCUUAUUUAAGAUAUUUUUAAAAUUAUUUAAAUUCAUUAUAAAUAUAUAUAUACUAAUUCUAAAAAUAUUAUACUCCAUCUGUUUCUUAAAAUUACAUAUUCUAAAGAAAAAAAUUGUUUCAAAAAAAUCAAUCUUUUAUAUUUUCAAUACAUGUUUUAUUAAAUAAUUGCAAACUUCAAAAGACUUAAUUACACUAGUUAUAUUUUUAUUGGCUUAAGAUUAUUGAAAAAAAAACCCAAAAAACUAUGCAAAUUUAAUGUGUUUUAUUAAGAUGUGUGAAAAAUCUAGAAUAUGUAACUUUAAAGAACAGAGGGAGUACAAUUUAAAUCAAUCAUAAUAUUGAAUAGAAAAUACGAAAUAUAGUAGUUAUAAAAGGAUUCCAAGUGAGAAAAGGAUAAAGGAUUUCUUCAAAGAGAAACAAGGUUUGUAAGAGGAUGUCUACCACGGCCAACGAGGCACCGUCAUGGUCGUUUCCGUCAUCUUAAACGUCUACGGUCUUAGCACGUGUUCCUAGACGGCAUCACCCAAUUCUCUCUUGCGUGUAGAAGAAGUUACCAUCUCUAGUACGUUCCUUUGAGCUUCAGGUAACGCGAUCUCUCCGGGGAAAAGAGGAUCGCUUCUACGUUGGCUUUAGAGAAACGUAUCCUUCUUACGAAACCUGGGAUGAGUCGUCGUAUCAUUGGUUCACUUUCACUGAGACUGAGAGUCAUAAUCGUUUGGCCUCGAUCCCGUUCCCUUCUUCUCCGCCUCGAGCCUUACUCUACAACUCCUAUUGUGGUGGGUACUGAUAUCUACAUUGUGGUCGGCUCGGAGAAACAUACGGAUCCUGAACACUCGGUCUGGAAAGUUGCGUACUGGAAAGUUGCUUCAUGGUCCAAAGUCGCCUGUGUUGAGACUUAGAUGAAGCAGCCGUGGGGACGAGUUAACGACAAGAUUUACAUUUUUGGAGGAACUUGUGGAAAAAGUUACUACGAGGAUAUCCAAGCGCAAGCGUUUGACCUAAACACGCAAACUUGGCAACUCGCGCCCAACCCUAGUGCGAAAGUGAACUGUAUAAAUAAGUCUGUGGUAACCCCAGCAUUAGGCAGAAAAAUAUAUGUGAUGGGUGGUAAGGACGUCAUAGUUUAUGACACUAGAGAUGGUACAUGUGGCCAAAUUAUAAGAGCUGAGGACUUCAACAGUCAAACUAUCUGUGUGGUAGCAGGACAACGUGCUAUACAUGCAUUACCAUGAUGUUGGGUUAAUGUGGUAUGAAUCUAAGGCUAAAGAAUGGAGAAGUUCAAGGGUUAUGUCUCUAGUAUCAAAAUGGCUGAAUACAAUGGAAAGUUGGCGUUUUUGUGGCAUAGUGUGAACAAUGGAGAGGUUUGGCGCUCAAUGAUCGCAUUUGUAUGGGAGUAGUAACGUAGCCAUUCGAGGGCUUGUCGAGUGGUCUGGCCGUCUACUUUCCGACGUUCCUUCUAACUACUACAUGAAAGAUUUUAUGGUUCGUACAGAUUAUUAUAAGUAAUCCCUUGUCUUUUUUUUUUCUUAGUGCUUUUAGAGGUUGUGUGUUCAGGCAGUGAAUAGUUAUUUCAUAAGCAGCUUUAUCGCAGGCGCUUAGGAGGGUUGUUAGAGGUAAUUUUCAUUAAAAAAAAUAUAAAAAAUAAGAAAACAGAAAAUACGACGCUUAAUUAAGCCCGCGAAGCGCCGUGUUUUAGUGUGCACGUGUCAAGAUAUGAGAGGUGAGAGCUUCUGUUACGCGUGAAACGCGAUCAAUCUUGGUUUUGUCUCUCUCUUUCGAAUCCUCUCUCCCGACGAAAGGCGAAUUGAAAUCGUCUCCGUGGCUCUGUUAUCGUCGGCGACGUCUUCCUCGGUGGCUCCGUGUCUGCGACCUCGAUGGUGGUUCUUCUCGACGGUGACGGUCCUCUCGCUUGGUGGUUCUCCACAAUUCAAAAGGUGUAUCGGUGGCGACAGAUAUCUCUCUCGGCAGAGACGAAGCCUUCCCUCUUUCUCGUCGAUUCGGUGUAUCGGUGGCGACAGAGCUCUCCUCGACAGCGACGGAGCUAUCUCUCGGUGGAGUCGAAGCUCUCUCUCGGCGAAGGUAAAGCUUAUGUUUCAACUUGAGAUGGAUUGAUCAAAUAUGAUUUGUUUGCAAUUUUGUUUCAAUUAAGAUGAAUGGAUGAAAAUAGAUUUGUUUGUAAGUUUAUUUCAACUUGGAAUUGUUUGAACUAAGAUGGAAUGAUCUCAUUUGAUGUUCUGUGUUUGAUUAAAUCGUUUUUGAUAUGUUCUGACUUUGUGUUUGUUUGCUUGUUUCAGUCCUUGAAAUCGUUUUAGAUAUGUUCUGACUUUGUGUCUGUUUGUUUUGUGUGUUUGUGUUGUAACAUGCGUGGAUCGAGGGUACAAGACGAAGGAAGCUGAAAAUAGAGGAGUACAAGACGAAGGAAGCUCAAAACAGGUGAAGAGCAGCUACUAUUUGGCAAGCUUAGUGGACAUCAAUGGUGAUAUAUUCGCCCUGGCUAUUGCUUGACCUCUGAGAACCACCAACGGGAACGAGGAAACAUUCGAUUUUUACGAUUUGUUGUAACCUUUCUAAGGAUUUUUGUGAUGAAUCAACAAUAGACAUCAGUUUCAAUGGCAUUUCUUUUAAGUUUUUCAAGUAACAAAA